Messenger RNA from Chelonoidis abingdonii (Abingdon island giant tortoise), 4724 nucleotides. The record is from RefSeq and is a predicted model, not a curated record. Lineage: Eukaryota; Metazoa; Chordata; Testudines; Testudinidae.
AGAGGCUUGCUGCUUCUCCAGCCGCGCAUGCCCACUUCACGCUGUCAGUCCCUGUGUAGUGGACUCCACCCUCGCCCUCUGAGCAUGCGCUCUCGUUGGCCCUUCCCCGGGCUUCGCGCCUGCGCACUGCGCAGAGGAGCCGGAGCUCUGUGGCGGCGGCGGCGGCAGAGUGGGGAAAUGGCGGCCGUGGUGCUGGUGUCCGUGGAGAGCGGCUCGGGGAUGAUGCCGGCCGGGAGCCCGGCUGCGUGUGGGCCUCCCGCGGGUCCCUGUGGGCCGGGUUCGUGGAGCCGUUCCCUGGACCGGGCCCUGGAGGAGGCGGCGGUGAGCGGGUCCCUGAGCCUGAGCGGCAGGAAGCUGCGGGACUAUCCGCGGGGCAGCGCCGCCAACCACGACCUGAGCGACACCACGCAGGCCGAUUUGUCACGGAACAGGCUCUCGGAACUUCCUGCAGAAGCUUGUCACUUUGUUUCCCUUGAGAGCCUUAACUUGUACCAGAACUGCAUUCGUUACAUCCCAGAGGCCAUCCUGAACCUACAGUCUUUAACAUUUCUAAAUAUCAGUCGAAACCAGCUUUCAACAUUGCCAGUACACAUGUGUAGUCUACCAUUGAAAGUUUUGAUAGCAAGUAAUAAUAAGUUGGUCUCACUACCUGAAGAAAUUGGACAGCUCAGGCACCUGACAGAGCUUGAUGUGAGUUGUAAUGAAAUACAGACAAUACCUCCACAGAUUGGCAGUCUGGAGUCUUUGCGUGACCUGAACAUCAGGAGAAAUCAUUUGGUGCAUUUACCUGAAGAGCUUGCAGAAUUGCCUUUGAUUCGAUUAGAUUUUUCCUGCAAUAAAAUCACAACAAUUCCUGUUUGUUAUCGGAACCUCAGGCAUCUUCAGACAAUCACACUAGAUAACAACCCUCUACAGUCACCCCCUGCACAGAUAUGCAUAAAAGGAAAAAUCCACAUAUUUAAAUAUCUGAACAUAGAAGCGUGCAAGAUAGCUCCAGACUUGCCUGAUUAUGAUAGGAGGCCCAUGGGAUUUGGCUCUUGCCAUGAGGAACUGUACUCCAGUCGUCCCUAUGGAGCACUAGAUUCUGGUUUCAAUAGUGUGGACAGCGGAGACAAAAGAUGGUCAGGGAAUGAACCUACAGAUGAGUUCUCAGACCUCCCUCUGCAAGUGGCAGAGAUCACUAAAGAGCAGAGACUGCGAAGAGAGAGAGAGUACCAGGAGAACCGAGGGAGCACCCUUGUAACUAAUGGUGGAGUGGAACAUGAUCUGGAUCAGAUUGACUAUAUUGAUAGCUGUGCCACUGAGGAGGAAGAGGAAGAGGUGAGGCAACCCAAGUGCAUGGAGUCAGAGAGCCUCAGCUCACAAUUCAUGGCAUAUAUUGAACAACGGCGAAUCUCUCAUGAGGGCUCACCAGUAAAGCCAGUACCCAUCAGAGAUUUUCAGAGAACAGAAGACUCAAGACGAUACUUGCAUCAAACUAGGGAUAAUGAUGAAUUACGAAGACCAGAAACACUAAGCUUGAUGCAGGACAGAGAGCGACACCAAGGACAAAGGAGUUACGUAGACAAGGCAGAGAGAGCCCCAGCUGAUUCAUCUUACCUUCUAUCUCUGUCCAGCAACCAUAGUCAGAUCUCUCAUACAGAUGUUGAACUUCAUCGAAGGCGAGAGCACGUAGUGGAGCGCACGCGGAGAGAGGCCCAGCUCGCAGCACUGCAGUAUGAGGAGGACAGGAUGAGAACAAAACAGAUCCAGAGGGAAGCUGUGCUUGACUUUGUCAAACAAAAGGCAUCCCAGAGUCCUCAGAAGCAAAGUCCUCUGGAUAGUGAGUGUCCUUUUCCAUCCAGAAGGUCUCAGCACACUGAUGAUAGUGCCUUGUUAGUGUCGAUGUCAGGGUUGGCUCAAGAGGGCUGUGCUACCACCUUGCCUCAUGCCUUCAGAUCUGUCAAGAGUGAUGACAGAUCUACUAUAUCAGCAGCUUCACCUACUACUCAAACAGUCCACCUUUCCUCUCUGUAUCCUGGCCCUGCCGCUCCUACUUCCUAUAGAAACCCUUCCCAGCGACCUGAGAGUUUCCUUUUCCGAGCAGCUGUAAGGGAUGAAAUGAACAAAGCUGUUGUUUCAUCUCCCUCUUCUGCCUCAUCUCCUCCUAAUGAUUCUACAGACUCCAGAGCAAGGCAGAACUCCAAGCAACGUGAGGAAGAGCUGGAGCUAAUAGAGCAACUGCGGAAGAAUAUUGAGUCACGGUUAAAAGUGCCUUUGCCUAGUGAUCUUGGAGCAGCUCUUACUGACGGAGUUGUUCUCUGCCACUUAGCCAAUCAUGUGCGGCCUCGAUCUGUUCCCAGCAUCCAUGUCCCCUCGCCUGCUGUACCUAAGCUAACAAUGGCAAAAUGCAGACGAAAUGUGGAGAAUUUCCUGGAAGCUUGCAGAAAGAUUGGUGUGCCUCAGGAGCGAUUAUGUUUGCCUCUGCAUAUUUUAGAAGAGAAAGGUUUGACACAGGUAGCAGUGACAGUCCACGCACUUCUGGAGCUUGCACCCCCAAAGCAGCAGCAUCACCACCUGUCUGCUGCAUAGAGAUCUCCAGGACCUUUUGGUUUCCCUUGGCUAAGCAGAAGAACAUGAAGACUUUACUGCUGGUGCAGUGUAUCCAAACACACAGAGCUCUGUUCUAAGAAGGAAAUUAGCCUCUGUGAUUCCUGACAGGAAUGUUUUGCUUCAUUUCUCCACUUUUUUGGAGAUCACACCGGUUUCCAUUUAAUUUUUUACUAAUAUUUUUUCCCCUUUAUAAAGUGAGGUUUUUCCUUGGGGAAAAUUCCUUUGUCUGGUUGUUUAGAAGCAUCUGUUAAAACUGACUAUGUAGAUUUAGGGGGGUUAUAUGUACGGUUUGAAAAACUGUAAGAUUCCUACUAGGAUGUAGUUCCAAAGGGGAUGCUUCCAUUGAACACAGUGAUGGAGACUGCUUGUCCUCCCCAUGAGUCCCAGAGAGUUUUCCCUGCUUCUAAGAAAUGCCAGCUCUUUCCAGUGCAUAUAAACAUCACAGGUUAAGACUCUGUUUUGAAGCUGAUGAGUCUCAGUUUUUCAAAGCAAGACUGAAAGUGAUGCUUUAAUCUGUGUUGGCAUGUCCUCAAUAUUCAAAAAAUAUAGAUAGCGCUGGUUUUUUCCAGGGAAAACAUACUGCUUGUUACUCCUAUAAGUAACACACAUUUCAGUGAAAGAUGCUAAACCAUAACUGUUCAAAUAGUUUUAUUAAACAAAUCAAAGUAUUUGCUGGCUUUAAGUUGGUUAUAAAUCUCUCCUUGUAUUGGAAUCUUCCCCACUUCAGUGGGAAACAUCUGACCACCUUUCAUGCCUUCUCCUAUCCAUCAUGGGGACUUGGUUACUAAAUGGUAAUGUUAAAUUGGUCUAUGGCUUGUAUCUGCUGCAAAUAAUGACUGAAGAUUUUCCAAUGGAGAAUCAUUUACCUAUUUUCAUUCCAGUGCAAAUAAUCAUAAGCUAUCAGACCAUCCAUUAGAGAUUUGUUAUCCAAUUCUGUUUUCAACUGAAAACACACAGCCACCCCCUUACACCAAUGAAGACCCCAGUUAUGUAGGAACAAAUUAUUAUAGGAAAGAAUGAGAUUAUUGAAUUCCUGGAGUGGUUCUGUGUGUUGGCAUAACGCUCAGCUUUCAAAGUGCCAGUCUUUUGCAAAAGGAAAUUUCUGUGGGUGGGUUUGACAGAAUAUGUUGUUAAAGCAUGUUUUCUUGUAGUUCAUACAGUGCUGUAAACUGCCUUUACUCCCCUCCGCCUAUCUCCUUUUCCCCAAAAAGUGGAAAUUCAAAAUAUGUGAACAGGAAACUGAAAAUAAGGUAAGAUGUUACUUUAAAGGUGACUGUCAAAGUCCAGACUCCCUGCUGCCAUGGCCCCUUGACUAGGCUGCCAUCCAGCUCUGCAGUAACUUUACUUUUUGAUAUAGUAACAUUUUAAAAAUCCUGUUCUCCCACAGUGAAAUCCUCUUGCUAUUCCCUGGGGUAUCCCAGAAGACACCUCUGCCAUUAUCAUGGGUUGCAUAAGGUGUGAAUGAGACUUCUAGUCUUUGUGGUGUUCCAUUCUGGGGUAUUGUUAGUGAACCAGUAAUACCAAGAGGGGAUGAAGUGAGCAGAAGGGAGGGAAAAAAGUUAGUUAAAAGUUUUCUUUGCUGUAACAACCCUGGUCAUGGGAACAUUUGAGCACAGAAGUCUGGGCUUAGCUGAAUUUUCCCUUUAGAUUUGUCAUUCCAUUCUCACCCUGAUUUGUCUGCAUAAUAAUUAUUUCAUGGUAGCUUGUGGUAACUGUUGUCUCAACGAUUUCGCAUGAGGACAUAUUUUGCUUCAUAUUGGUGUUGACACCACUUAUCACACCAUAAGUCUAGAAAAACACGUGAAGGAUAUUUAAAACUAGAGUCGCACAGUUGAUAAGAGAAAAUAUUUUCAUAAUGUGUAAGUGGCUGCCUUGGUUUCGGGAAGAUCGGAGUGUGCUGGUAACAUGCAUCAUAAAAAGGAAGAGGACAGCUCGGUGCAGGUACACCUUCCCCCAGCAAACGAUGCAGGCUGUGUGCACAGCACCUUGUUCCAAGUGAAGGCUUGCAAAGGACAGGGCUGGUCCUUAAAGGAUUCUGUGUUUUCCUUCUUCUGCAAAAGGCACAGGUCACUUGCGGGUUUAAAGAAGUGUAAAUGGUGAAUUCUCUGCAACUUGAAGACUUUAAAGCAUGA